Dissoconium aciculare CBS 342.82 is the source of this 1263-nucleotide messenger RNA. RefSeq lists its product as uncharacterized. The transcript has a single exon. The record is from RefSeq and is a predicted model, not a curated record. Bases 1 to 1263 code for a protein of 420 amino acids. NCBI's taxonomy places the organism in Eukaryota, Fungi, Ascomycota, Dothideomycetes, Mycosphaerellales, Dissoconiaceae.
AUGGAGCCUUGGGUGAACUGGGCUGUGUUCAUUCCGCUAGUCGCCGGUCUCACUGUCUAUUAUUACUGGCCUCGAGCUGCUCAAGCUCCAACCAAGGCCCAGCCAGUUCCGGCUAUCAACAGUGCUGCCAAACCCGAAAAGAGUACACCUCCUAAGCAGAAGAAGGCAGCCUUAUCCAAGACGUCAUCUCUGAAGGUUGCACCAAGCAAGGAGAAGUCGACAGGCAAUGCAGUUGAGGGGGUUGCAAAAGAAGGGGCUGACCGCAAGGUUGAAUCGAAUGUUGUCACCAGCGAGGAAACUGCAGAUGAUUCGUUGCGCGAAGCCAAGGAGUUCGCCAAGAGAAUGACCCAGGCAAGACAAGGUGUCGAAGUGAAGAGCAACGAAAUUAAGGGUGGUCGCGUGAAGACCGUCAAGCAGAGCAGCGUCAUCAGCGCUGACAGCGGAAGAUCGGCCCCUGCACACACCGAGUCAGCUGAAGAUAAUGAGGUUGCCAAUUCAUCGGCCUCAACCCGUGAUGCUGGCAGCGUCGCCGAUAUGCUUGAGCCUGCUACCCCUGCCCCAAUGACUCUGCGCAUUACGCCGUCAGAGAAGCCUGUCCGAGCCAAUGGUCACGCGAAGCCCCCAAAAGACGGCAAGACCGAGACUCAAUCAAAGAAAGCUCGUCAGAAUGAAAAGAAGAAGGAAGAGCAGCGCCUGCAACGCGAGGAAGAUGAGAAGAUCAGGAAGGCAUUAGAGGAGAAGCAGCGUCGUACAGCACGUGAGGCUCGCGGUGAGCCUGCAAAGAAUGGCAUCCCUGUAGUUGCUAAACCGCCAGCCACUAACUCCUGGACCGCAAACACGAACUCCAGCAUCUCGGCUGACCGGGCUUCCAACACGAAUAUUGCUCUGUUGGACACCUUCGAAACAGAGUCAAUUGGCCAAAAUGGAAUCAGUGCCACUGCUACCAAAACCACGGAUUCUCAUCAGGCCGCCCCUACACCGAGAGGAGCCUCGCAAAUCAAUGAGCCCGCGAACGUUUCUGAAGAACAAGAUGACGACGCGGCUUGGACGACGGCUGGCAGCAAGCGAAAGCAGAAAAAGACUCAGACUACCGCUGACAAGGCCAGUGAUGCCCAUGUGGUACCGAAGCCGAUCAGCACCGUGGUCGCUCCUGCGACUAAACCAUUGAUCAACGGCAAGCCUAUCGGCUUCCAGGCACUGACUGACGAGUAUGAACAACGGACCGAUGUUGAUGCGAGUGACGCGUCGAACUGGGAUGCUUGA